AUGUUUCUUGUCCUCCCUUUUUUUUGUGCCCUCUUCAUCUUCUGCAGUUGCAUUAUUGCGACAGACUUACAAGCUACUUCUACAUCCUCUCAUGGAUCCUCGAUAUAUCCUCGAGCGGACAGCCUUCCAACACUGACGCUAGGCGAUGUCGGCCAGUAUGCCGUCUACACUGAAACCAAAAAGGUUGAGCCACGUUCCAUAGCCAUAUACCCAACUGGUAUUCACAGUGUGAUUCCCGAAGAGGGUAUUUUUGUAGCUUUCGGCUCAGUGGUUCAAAAGAAGAUUCCCACCACAAUCACAGAUAAAUGCAAAGACCCGAAGAAUCUUAACGAAUGUCAACGAGACAUUACUAGAAUACUGCAAGAAAGCUCACUUACUACACAUGCGAAACGAUUUCUUCCACUCAUUGCCGCAGCAACUGUUGCCGAGAUAUUGCAAGCUGCUGUAUCGGCCAUCGUUGUUGCAGUUGGGAUUGGUACAAUAGGCAUGAGCGCCUCAAAUUUGGUUCCAGCUGGGGUCAGACUCGAAAGCGGAAUAGGUGGACCUCUGGAGCAGAUCCCAGCGAUGACAGAGGCCAGUGAGAUUGCUGUUGCUACUGGAAAUGAAAACAAAAUCAUGGCUACCAUAACCGUUGAUCUUGUCCCGCCUGAAGCUACACACAAGCCCGAAGAUAGUGUACGCAUCGAGGAAGUGACGAGUGACUCAGGAGAUAACAAGAAAGGUGAUCUCCUCAUAUACGUCCCGAGGAAUUCCACGUUUAGAUUGGAAGACUUUCUUGGAAUGAUGGGUGCAGAAGGAGCAAGAAGGACCUGUGAGAAACACCAGAAAAGGAAGAAGAGACUCUAUCCGCUCCGCAGACGUAAACCCCCCACAAACGAGCUUAGUCCUGAGUGCGAAGAAAUGCUUUCUACGCUGUCAAGAACAGUGUUUGAAGCAAUGAGCCAUGAGUUGGAUGAUCUUGUCCCUGCCAGUCUUGACAACCCUCUCAAUCCAGCCAAUAAUCCUGAAGGGGCGCUAAUACCCAACAUCAUGAACGAAGGUGUUCCUGUAGUUAUCCCGCUGGUGCGAACGGGAAGAGGGGACUUCAACCGAAGAAUGGUGGUAGGCUCCUUGGCGACUACAUUCGUUAUCAACCGUGUCAUUCAGCAUACGGCCGAGAUUGUGGAUGAUCUGGUGAUCAAGUUGAGCCGCGAGGAAACGACACGGAUGAGACAAGACGAUGCACAAUGUCCUCGAGAUUUAAUUUGCCUUGAUGAAAAGUGCAAGGGGUACUUCGACGUGAAACCAACGAUCCCAAUUUUCGAGGCCGGAAAAAGGGUGCAAACUGAUACAUGCACUGUCAAAGAGGUCCGAGGAUGUGCUUGUCAAGAGGUAAUUUUUCCCAUUAGGCACAUGGUGCAAGAUGGGUACCUUGAAGGCUUGCAAGCCUGGAUCGCUGAAUUGGAUGAGUCUACGAAAGGACCACAAUGCGACUCGGAGAACAAAGUGAGCGCCGACCGCGAAACUUUCGAGAAAACGAUGGAAAGUGCCUGUCAGGAGCACAAUGAGCUAAGAAGGCGGGCGUAUAACAGAAUCUUUAAACGAGACUCUUGGGAAUGGACGAAUCAAGAUGAUACUAGCAGUUCUCUCAGUUGGAAAUUUUACUGGAACGACCAGGGGGAGAAAUGCCCUUUGAAUUGUAAAGAUAUCUUCGACAAAAUCAGAAGUAGUGGAAACUGCGUUGUUGAUCAUCAAGUCAGUCGGAAAGGGUCAAUAAGUACGGAUUGUGGAGAUGCUGGAUUUUCGGUAGAGAAGAGAAAACCAUCGCCGCCAGCAUUUCCGCCACCCCCACACCCUGAGAAACCUCUCCCGUCGGAAUGGGGUGCAUAUCUUUUGUCCAUGGUACAAGAGAUCCCGAAAAGCGGUGAGCCGAAGCUGUGGUGGGAACUGUACGCCGAUCCGGAGCAUUCAUAUGUGCAGAUUCAUGAGCCUUCAGAUAACGCAGACAUCGACGGAGCAACUUAUUUGAUUCAUAUCAUAGUUGACGAUCCACGGGACAAAGACAAAACAAGGGUUCACUUUACAAUUGCGAAGCCCGAGGACAAGAAAUAUAUCGAUGUACCUUGGGCACUUGGGCCCAAAAAGAAGGAUGGUUGGGGGAGAAUCGGAAAUAUCAACUGGUGCGCCGUUGAUGAAGACUGGAAAGACGAGAAUGAUGUUUGGAGAAGACGAAUGAGAUGUCAUUUCAUCAAGAGGUUUGAUAAAGCACAUGUAAAGUGCUGUCAUUGA
This is a messenger RNA of Aaosphaeria arxii CBS 175.79, 2268 nucleotides long. RefSeq lists its product as uncharacterized. The coding region runs from base 1 to 2268 and encodes 755 amino acids. The transcript has 5 exons. The record is from RefSeq and is a predicted model, not a curated record. Lineage: Eukaryota; Fungi; Ascomycota; Dothideomycetes; Pleosporales.